Neltuma alba is the source of this 1034-nucleotide messenger RNA. RefSeq names its product protein Iojap-related, mitochondrial. The record is from RefSeq and is a predicted model, not a curated record. Gene Ontology annotation, biological process: negative regulation of ribosome biogenesis; negative regulation of translation. Gene Ontology annotation, molecular function: ribosomal large subunit binding. The transcript is spliced from 4 exons. Bases 52 to 630 code for a protein of 192 amino acids. NCBI's taxonomy places the organism in Eukaryota, Viridiplantae, Streptophyta, Magnoliopsida, Fabales, Fabaceae.
UGGCUGCAAGCAGCACCACGGAAGCUGGGUUUAGCGGGUGCGCACUCGAUUAUGUGGGCGGUUCAACGAGCUCGUGCAUUCCUCUCUUCUUCGACGGCGUCGUCAUUUUCUUCGUCGUUAUCGGAGGCUCGACCAUCAUGGAGGCCAGGGUUUUCGUUUUCAGACUUCAAAUAUGCUUCCUCUUCGUCCGUCGGUGAUGGCCCUAAUAAGGGCCUUUUGGAUCUGCAGGAGAUCGAGAAGGUUCUGGGCGAUGUCAGAGCCGACGACGUCAAGGUCAUGCCGGUUCCCAAGCACUGUGAUUGGGCGGAUUAUAUGGUGAUUGCCACUGGCAGGUCGACCUGGCACGUCAAGAACAUUGCUCAAGCUCUAAUUUACCAGUCUAAGCAGAAGCAGAGAGGAGCUGAACGAAUGGUGCUACCUAGUGUGGAAGGUCAAAAGGGAGGAAAGUGGAUCGUAAUUGACUCUGGUAGAGUUAUAGUUCAUGCUCUUGAUGAAAAGGCCAGAGCUUAUUACAAUUUGGAGUCUCUUUGGAACUCAGAGACAUUGGACAAAGAACCUGAUUUGGGAAACGCUUUGGUUAAGAUCCGCAGGAAAAACAAUUCUAAGAAACGAGCACAAAGGAGUGCUUAAUUAGUGUAUCUCUGCAGGAGUCGUGAAGGAGCUUGUAAUUGUUGUUUGUGAACAACGAAAGUGCAGGUGCAUCAGUUGUAAACAGUAGGAAGAGAUCAGGUUUUGACGCAUGGUCUCCUUGUUAUCCGUUUUUGUCCUCGUACUGAAUCCCAGCUUCGUUGGUUUAGAAUCCCAAAUAGCUUGUAUUAGAAUGCUGAGCAGUGCUAUUGUUAUAAUAAGAUCCAAAAAGUUAACCAAAAGUGAGGGCAAUAAGCUUCUCUCUCUCUCUCUCUCUCUAAUAUUUUGGGGUGAUAGAGGGCAAUAAGCUUUUGAUAUGCAUAUUUAUGCUCGUUCUUUCUCGUGUUUAAUUUGGAGAUAUUUUAUCUUCAAUCAAGGUUAAACAGAGCACCCUUGAUUACGUUAAA